This is a messenger RNA of Eimeria maxima, 7182 nucleotides long. RefSeq lists its product as hypothetical. The coding region runs from base 1 to 7182 and encodes 2393 amino acids. Gene Ontology annotation, biological process: regulation of DNA-templated transcription. Lineage: Eukaryota; Apicomplexa; Conoidasida; Eucoccidiorida; Eimeriidae. The transcript has a single exon. The record is from RefSeq and is a predicted model, not a curated record. Gene Ontology annotation, molecular function: DNA-binding transcription factor activity.
AUGAGGGAAGCUAACGAGGGCUGUGCACCUUUGCUAGAAGAGAGGGUCACCUCCGCCUCCGGCCCCUGCAGCAGCACUACCACUACCGCAGCAGCAGCAGCAGCAGCAGCAGCUCCUGCUGCUGCAGGACGCGAACCAGCACCAAACGCAGCCGCAGCAGGCGGAGAAGGUGUUUUGCCGCUGCAGCACGAGAAUGUAGAUUCUGCUGCUGCAGCAGGCGAAUCAGCAGCAGCAUGUCACCGCAAGACAGCAGCAGCAAGCCGGUUGCCGGUGCAGCAGCACCCACAGCACCAGCAACAGCAGAAUCAGCAGCAGCAGCAGCAGCUGAAGGCUCUGCUGCUGCCUCCUCUCUUUGGGGGUCCCCGUUACUGUCUUAGUUCUUCUUCCGCUGAUUCUCCUGCUGUGUCCCCUGCCUUAGAGGGGACACUUGUCCCCUCAGAGCCACAAGGGAGCCCCACACUGCUGCUGUCAUCUGCUGCUGCUCUCGGUGCUGCUGUUAAACCCCAGCAGCACCAGCAGCAACAGCAACAGCAGCAGCAACAGCAGCAGCAGCAGAGGCAACAGCAAAGGGAACGGGGACAGCAGCAGCAGCAGCAAGAACAGCAACAGCAGAAACAACUGCUACUAGCACUGAAGCAACAACAGCAACAGCAACAGCAGCCACAACCGACGUAUCUGCUGCCUGCUGCGGCUGCGGAGACAGCUGCAGCAGCACCCGAGCAUCCGCAGCACAAGCAACCUGCUGCUGCUGCUGCUGCUGCAGCUUGUGCUGCAGAAAAAGGCAGCGAAAAUAGUCCAAGGGGACAGCCUCAGCAAGACCCAGUGCACGUAAGUGCAUCAGAUGACACUGCAGCAGCAGCAGCAGCAGCAGCAACAGUUGCUGCAGCAAAAGCGCUAGCCAAUCGAUGGUCAGCCUCGGAGGCCCCUCGAGUGUCUGCUAAUGCGCAGUGCAGCGAAAUGCGGUCCUUGACAGCAGCAGCAGCAGACGCAGCAGCAGACGCAGCAGCAGACGUAUCAGCAGCAGCAGAAGUAGCAGCAGCAGGACAAACAGCCCCAGCACCGUCAGCACCAGCACCGACGGCAGCAGCAGCAGAAGCAAGCAGCAGCAGCAACGAAUAUGCUGCUCCUUUAAGUUGUUUGUCCUUAGAGAGAUUAAUAUUACCUAUACCUGCCGAUAUAUUGAGGCUAGGGCCUGCAGCAGCGCAGCAGCAGGGAGUGCAUGCAAGGGAGAAGGAAGGCUGCCAGCAGCAGCCGCAGCAGCAGGAACAGCGGCAGCAGCAGCAGGAACAGCAGGGACAGCAGCAACCGCAGCAGCAGCAACAGCAGCAACAGCAGCAGCGGGGCAACAGCGAGUGGGAGGGAGACGCGCCAGAGGCUUCUUGGCAGUUUGCCUCCCUUGCUGCUUCUGUAGACCCAGCAGCAGCAACAAAAGGAGCAACAACAGCAUCGGCAGCACCAGCAGCAGUACCAGCAGCAGCGGAAGCAGAAGACGCAGAGACGGAUGCUGUUAGUUGCAGAGAAGGUCUUUUAGGUCUCCAGCUGCAGCAGUUGGCUACUGAGCCAAUGCUGCAUGCAGCAUCUUGUGGCGGCGGCAGCAGCAAAGUGCUGCACAAGAGGGCUGCAACAGCAGCAGCAGCAGCUGCUGCUGCCCCUCCUCCGCGUACCGCUCCCCGCUGCCGCAGCAGAGCAGCAGCAGCAUUUAAACAACAAGGAGGAGCGGCAAGACAAAAGGGCCUCCCUUCUUGUGAGCUUUGUGCCUCCGAAGACAGACUUAUAUUCCUUUGUGCUGCUGCAGCAGCAGAUGGCUGCCUUGCAGUUGCUGCUGCUGAUCCAGAUAACCCAGAAGCAGCAGAAGCAGAAGCAGCAGCAGUCGCAGCAGCAGCAACGAAGGGACAGCCGGACAGAUUUGCUGAGCUCGUAGCGGGGCUGUGGGAUCGAAGGGGGUCAUCCCCUGCAGAUUCACUGCAGCAGCAGCAGCAGCAACGACUGCAGCAGGAGCAGCAAGAGCAUCAUGGGCAACAGCAGCAACGCGACGAGGUUUCUUGCUGCCAGCACAUGAAGGAGGAAGACCAAACGCAGCCUCCGCUACCGUCACAGCAGCAGCAGCAGCAACAGCAGCAGCAGCAGCACGAACACCAGGAACAGCAACCUCCGUCAGAAGAUCUCCAGCUCAUGGAGAACGAGGAGGUGCCAAGCAGCACCAAAAGCACCACCGGUGAGAACAGCAGAAGCAGCAGCAAUAGCUGCAACAGCAGCAGCAGCAACAGCAGCAGUUGCUGCUGCAGCAGACCCGAUGCUUCGGGGGAAUCCUUAGGGGGCCUCUCUAUAGAGAUGCAGCUACUUGCAUGCGGUUUCCUUUCUUUGUCUUACACUGGCACUAAGCUGCCAACAGCAGCUUGUCUAGCAGAAUUGCAGCGUAUAUGUACAGGGGGGGAGCCUUGGGGAGCAGCAGCAGCAGCAGCGGCAGCAGCAGCGGCAGCAGCAGAAGACACGGACUCCCCACCAUUAGAUACCCUUGUAGGUGGGCCUAAAGGAACUGAAGAAUCAGAUCGCUGCGGGGAAGGCAGCAGCGUAAGAUCUAAGGGUGAUCUAGAUGCAGCAGCAGCAGCAGCAGCUGCUGCUUCUUCUUCUUCUUCAACGGCAGCGAGAGACAGCGUAUCAGCAGCAAGCACCGAAUCAUCUACAGCAGCAGCAGCAGCAGCAUCAUCAUCUGCAGCAGCAGCAGCAGCAGCAGCGUCCGUAUCAUCAUCAUCAUCAUCAUCGUUAGCAACAACAACCCCAACAACAACAACAACCCCAGCCCCAACACCAACCCCAACAACGCCAACAACAGCAGCAUCAUCAUCAUCAACAGGAUCAUCAUCAUCAUCAUCAUCAUCAUUAGGAGCAGGAGGAGCAGGAGAUGCAGGAGGAACAGAAUCAUCAUCAUCUACCUUAUCAUCUUUAUUACAUUUAGGUUCCUUAUUAGAUUUACUAGAAAGAGCACCAAAAGUAUGCGGAGUCUCAUUAGAUACACAACGUCAAUCUUUUUUAUCCUAUUUUCAAUCCCAUAAAACAGAAAGAAAAAAUAGAAGAGGAUUAUCACCAUCAGGUAGAGGUAGAGGUAGAUGUAGUAAAAGAUUUCAAUUCAAUUCUCCUACAGAAUUAUGUAAGGCAUUUUGGCGAGCUGUAUUAUGGAGACGUGCACAUGAAUUACAAAGAGGACAUGAUUUAAAGGCUACACCAGCUACUGCAGCAGCAGUUGCAACUGCAGCAGCAGCAGCAGCAGCAGCAACAACAACAACAACAACAACAACAACAACAACAACAACAACAAACACAACAACAACGACAACAAAUGAAACAGUUGUAGGGAAUAGUACGGCUGCUGCUACACCAGGGACAGCAGCAGAAACCGCAGCCGCAGCUGCAGCGGCAGCGGCUGCUGCGGCUGCUGCUGCUGCGGCGGCGGCGGCUGCGAAUGCUGCACCGACACAGAAUGGGGCAGGUGGGGCCGGAAAUUGUAACAGCAGGGGGAUGCAACAUAAAGGGUCUAGGUUGCUGCUGCAGCAUGCAGCAGCAAACUGGGCGGUGGCAGCUGCAGCUGCUGCUGCAGAUAGGGAACAGGAUGGGGCAGCACUCCUGCUACAACAGCAACACCUGGAAGAAACAGCAGCAGCUGCAGGUGCUGCUGCUCUCCUUCGGUUGCAAAGAGAAGAUCAGCAUCAACAGGGAGGAGGGGCAGCGGGAACAGCAGCAGGACCAGCAGCAGCAGCAGCAGCAAUCAACAGCAGCACUGUUGCUGCUGCAGUGGGAGAACUCUUCAGAGGGGCACAAAAAGAAGAAAAUGCUGAAGGGGGCCCCACAUCAGCAGUCAAGGGAAUGUUCGCGAUUGGCAAUAAUGGCUGGGCAGAUACCGCAGCACUGCAGCAGCAGCAACAACAGCAGCAACAGCAGCAGCAACAGCGGAUACAAGAGGGACUUCUAGGUUCUGUGGGAGAAGCAGCUGGAAGUGCAGCAGCUUCGUGCUUGUCUAAGGAGUUGCUGCGGUCUUUGCCGACGCUGGGACCACGCAGAAGGUGUAGCACAUCUGUUGCUGCUGCUGCACCUGCUGCUGUUGCUGCUGCUACUAUUGAUAAGGAGUUCGCUGCAUCGGCAAGCAACGCAGGCGGGCUUUUGCUGCGGCCCUUCAGCGGUCGCCCCCAACCACCUGCAGCAUUACCAUCGUCAUCCGCACCAUCAGCAGGAGCAGGAGCAGCAGCAGGGGCAGCAGCUGGAGGAGCAGCAGCAGGAGCAGCGACAACGGGAGCAGCAGCAGCAGCUCAUCCUGCCGCAAUCCCUUGCGGGCGUUACUUUAGGGGUUCUCGUGGCUUUUCGUUUUCUUUUGGCGAUGAGGGAGUAGCAGCAGCCGCAGCAGCAGCAGCCGCAGCAGCCGCAGCACCAGCAUCAUCUUCCCCGCCAUCCGCAGCAUCUGCAGCAUCCGCAGCAGCAUCCGCCGCCGCAGCAGCAGCCCGAGUUGCAAGAGGAUCCGAGUGUCCAUCUAACACAUUACGUUCUCUCCCUCUUAGCAGCACCAGUGUGGUACCCUCUAGUCGUAGCUGUGGGGGCCCCCGGGGGCCCCCAUCCCAUUCUGCUGCUAGUUUAGCUGAGGCUGUAGCGAAGCUGCCUCGGGUAUACGGGGUUUGCUUCGAUAAACAAAAUGCUUCUUUUAUGGCACAAUUGCAGCAUAAAGGAAGAAGAGAAUGUAAACAUUUUAAGAUUAAAAAAUAUGGUGAUAUUAGUGAGGCUUAUCAUGCAGCAAUUUCUUGUAGAAGAAAAAUGGAAUAUGCACUUCUUGCUGCACCUAGGGGUCUACCUGGUGGUGGGGGCCCCCAAGGUGGGACGGCCCAAGGUGGGGGCCCACAGGAAGGAGGGGGGGCCCCUGGGGGGGCCCCACACCUUAGUAAGGAACAUGGCAGAAGGGGAGGACCAAUGGAUAACACCGCUGACUGCAUACAUAGCAACCGCAGGAGAGGGGGAGGAGGGAAUAAACAGAGAGGCAAGAGGGGGCCCCCCGCUGCAAUACCUGAUAGCAGGGGGGGCCCGGGGGGCAGCUGCAAAGGAAGAGGAGGGCAUAAUAAAGAGCAGCAGCAGCAGCAGCAUGAUGCCCAGUGCCAUAAGACUUCCGUUGCUGCAACUGCUGCAGCUGCAGCAGCAGCAGUCGCUGCAGCAGCAGCAGGGAGAGGGAGAGCUGCUGCUGCUCUCGCUGCUGCUGCAGCAACCAACAGGCGAGGGCACUUCAGGGGGGGGGCCCUAGCUAUCAAGCGAUUUGAAGCAGAUGUUGCCCCUUCUGCUGCGGGAAAUGCAGCAGCAGCAACAGCAGCAGCAGCAGGAGCAGAUGCUGUUGCAAGGGCAACUGCUGCUGACGGUGAUGUGUUGCAGCGGCUGCAGCUGCAGCAGCUGGGGGCUUUGCUGCUGCAGGGCCCCCUAGGCAGAGUCCUGAGGAAUGCAGAUGCUGCCCCUAGGGCGCCACCGACAGCAGCAGCAACUGCACCGGCGGCAAAUACCCUCUGCAGCAGCAACAACAGCGCCAACCCCAGCAGCAACGGCUGCAGCAGCAACAGCAACGCUGCAGCUGACGGCAUAUGGAGCAAAGCAGAGCUGAGGGUGCGCCUACAGCGUACAGCGGCUGCAGCCCUGUUGUCGCUGCAGCCACCUGCUGCUGCAGCACACCGACAGCGAGAAGCAGCAGCAGCAGCAGCAGCAGCAGCGGCCGCUGCUGCGAGUACCCUACCGCCGACUUUGCUUCAGCUUAUUCCGUCGUCCACACUCGCAACGAGAGAUACAAAAGAAGCAGCCGCAGCAGCCGCAGUAGCAGCAGCAGCUGCUGCUACUACAUCUGCUAGUGCUGCACCCGAUGGAUUCGGCCUUAUAGAUGCCCUCCUUCCCGCAGCAGCAGCAGCUGCUGCUGCCGACACUUGCAGCAGCCAGUCAGCAGCAAACUAUUCUACAGCAGCAGCAGCACCUGCUGCUUCUGGCUGCUCUCCUAUGAUAUGGCCUCAAGGCAAACCCGCCGCAGCAGCAGCACCAGCAGCAGCAACAACAGCGGCAGCAGCAACGGCAGCAAGGAGGCCUCCGCUGACUUCACGUGUUUGCCUGACAGACACAGGGGCUUGUCCAGCUGAAGGAGUUUCUAAGAAGAGAAAGGUUGGUGGUGCUGCUCCUGCUGGUGGUGCUGCUGUUGUCAACAGCUGCAGCAGCCCUCCGGAGGCAAAUACCGUUGCCCCCUUGGCAUGCGAACGACAGCAGCAGCUGCAACAGCGGCAUUCGAUUCUGCCACCGACGCCCGCUGCUGCUGCUGCUGCUGCUGCUGCUGCAUGCGCAGCGUCAGACGCUCAGCAGAAUGCAGUUGUGCAGCGACAGCAGCAGCAACAGCAGCAGCAGCAACAGCAGGAACCGCAGCCUUCGCGAGUAUAUCUGCAAACAUUAUUGGAGCUCGCCACGUUGCUGUCAGGAGGGACUGAGCAGCAGCAGCAGCAGGUGCUGCUCCUCUUAGCAGAGGCUGCAGCAGCGGCGAACAUUAACGCCAGCAGCAGCGCCGCUAACAGCAGCUGCAACAGCAGCAGCAACAACAGUAGCAGCAGCAUGCAGGUUGGAACGCAUGCAUCAAGAGCUGCUGCUCUUACUGCUGUAGAAAGAGCACUUGCUGCUCUUACAAAUCCUACUCAAGAUAUAUCAGCAGCAGCAACAAGCCUUGCAGCACCAGCUCCUGCAGCAGCAGCAAGGCGGCCACCACCAGCAGCAGCAGAGCCAAGAGUAGCAGCAGAAGAACUGACAACUGCUGUAGCACUGCAGCAACUCAUUUCACAAGGGAAACCUCAGAGGGCCCCCCACCUGUGGGGCCCCCUUGUGCAGCUUCUGCUGCAGCAGCAGCAACAAAGCAGAAGCACUGAGCAGCAGCAACAGCAGCAGCAAUUGCUGCAGCAACCGAACGACCCUACAGCAGCAAAACGCCUUCUGUGGGAAAUCCAGCAAGCCAGCAACAGCUGCAGCGCGGUAGAAGCAGCAGCAGCAGCAGCAGCAGCAGCGGCAGCAGGAUCGACCCCCCACCCCGAUUCCAAAGCUGCUGCUGCUGCUGCUGCAGUCGUCAGUGCUGCUGCUGCUGUUCCCCUAGAAAGGACAGCUUCUAAGAUAGCAGCUCUUGAGUAUUCACCGCGGGUAUAG